CAAAGGUGAACGCGCGAUGAUGGAGGACGCCCACUGGGAGAGCAUGGCGACGGUGAUGCCCUACUUGGACCGCGGCGAGUCCAAGACCUCCCUCACGACCGACGUCGACGAGGAUGAUGAUGACGGUGCGGAGCAGGACUACCAGUGUCGGCAAGGCAAGCGCCCGAAGGUCCGCCGUGUGAAGGCGAAACAACACGACUUUUUGACGAAGAAAACCUUCUCGGGCGGUCAGCCGCAAACGGCUACUGAUGAGAGAGCGAGAGAGCCGACGCAGUCGCGCAGGGCGCCGCCGGGAAGCCCGAAGGGUGCCGGAGCUUCAAAGGACAAGGCCGCUGCGCCUUCUUCCAGCUCCGCACCCUCCCGGUCCGACGCAGCCCCUCCCUCCACCAAGGCCACCGACGGCUCUCGAGAUGCCGGCGUGACGAGCAAGAAGAGCACAAGCACCGCCCCUUCGUCACAGCAGAGCAGCAGCAGCAGCAGCGGCACCAAACCCAAGUCGCCCAGCAACAAGAGUGGAGAUCCCGUACAGCGUGCGUCAUCCAAGGGGUCACUGUCGACGCAGCUGAGUCGGUCAGGGAGCAACCUCGGCUCAGAGCCGGGAGGCGGCCCUGCUGUCGACCUGAAAAAGAGAAGUGGUCUCGACGGCAAGUCGGCGUCAUCCGCAUCUUUGAAGACCCAGCAGCAGUCGCUGCCCAUCGAGUCGAGAUCCGGCGCGUCGGCCUCCCGUUCCCCUGACGGCAUGAUGAGCAUUGGGUCGUCGAUCAGCAAGGCGGCCAAGCCGGCACCGAGCACGCGACAGGCGCCGAGGCGCAGCAGGACACAGCCACCAAGCAACCCAAGCGCUGCAUCGGCCACCUCGGCGCGUCGGGCUUCUUCCCGUGGGCCGGGUGCGUCGAGGGGUCGGUCGUCUGCUCGUGUCGGCGGCCGCCACGUGCGUGUGAGGCCUGGCGGUGUUGUGCCCCGAGGUCGUCUGCGGGUAGUGGUUGUGCAGAAGGGCGUGCACGUGCUGUGGGAGUCGGCGCUGAGAGGGCCUGGGCGGCGCAUGAUGGGCGAGGGGCUCACCAAUGCCGGACUCUCUGCUGGUGAGUGAGCAAACCAACGGGACGGACGGACGCAUGGCAUGGCUUCAUCAAAGGGACUCACACACCGGUCUGCUUGUCUUGUUGUGUCCCUUCCCCUCGCCCAUGUCGUGUGCGGUGCGUGUCUGUCAGUGUACAACUUGGUGGUGCAGGGGAGCCGUGAGCUGCUGUGCUUGCACGACCCCGUGUUGGCCAACUUCAACCAGCUGCCCUUCUCCCAGACCCCCACCCCACGUGCCAGGCUCAAGGGCAUUGCGCGGGCCCUCUGCCACUCCACUGUCCGUGACGGCGGCUGGGGGGCCGCCAUCGCAGGCGUGCACUGGGCCGUCGAGAGGGGCGCAUCUCUGCCAGACUUCUCUUUGGCCACCAUGCGGCGCGUGAUGGGGCACCUCAAGAAGCUCAAGGGCUAUGUGCCUUUUGAGGUCAGUCUGAAAUAAAUGAGGGCCGAAUGGGAUCCAUUCACUGAGGUUUUCUUCAUUUCUUGUGUGUCAGGCUGCUGUUGAGACGGUUGAGGGGGUGCCUGCCAUGGUGCGCUGGAUCUCGCGUGUCGGCUUGGCCACCUUCUGGCACGCCCUCAACAUCCUCUUCGGCGGUCUGCAGCUGGCCAAGGCGCUCAAGAAAUGGCGAGAGGGAGGCGAGAGCGCCACACGAGAGGGACUGAAGGAGGUACCCACGCCCAGACACACAACAGCAGCGGGCAAUUGUCUGUCAAAUCCUUCCCUUGCUGCACCAGGUGCUUGACGCAUUCGUGUCGACGGCGGCAGGGUCGUUCUUCAUCAUGUUGGGCGCGCCGGGAGCCGGCAUCGGUGUGUGUUGGGGCCUCGCUGAAGGCAUAUUGGGCGUCCAGAGUGCCUUCACCACGCACAUCGCAGCGUCGCUCGCCCCACUCUCCUCCGCCUCCCCUGCUGCGCCCGUGGUGAAGCCGCCCACCAGAGCCCUGCUCAUGUCGACGAUUGACCAGCACAGCAUGAGCACGGUGGCCGGCUCCAGUCCCCGCAGCAGCAGCAGGAGCAUCGACGACUCGCCCGCCAGCCGAUUCAGAGAGAGGACCGUUCGCGAGAGGGGCGAGGAGUGGCAGCGGGUGGACCUCAUGCUCAGCAGAGGGGCUUCAUCCGACGACCUGCCGGCCGCAUGGCCGGAUGGGCCGUUGUCGGUAGGCUUGCCGCCCAGGAGCCACCAUUCCCUGCCGCACCUGCUGCCCUCACACCACUCGGACCACUCCAUGGCCCCCGACCCCUGCAUGUGCCGCCACUGGUCGACAAGAGCAUUUGCGCGGCUGCAGCGGGGCCUGGGGGGCGAGGGGGCCCUCCAUGACAUGAGCCAGUCGUAUGGCUUCACGGGUGGGGAGGGAUUGCGUCAGACGGUUCAGCGUGCGGUGCUGCGGCGGUGUGAGCGGUGCGAGCGGGAGAGUGCCAUGGACCGCAUCGCUGUGCCCUUGCCGCCACUGCUGAUGCGGCGGAGCAGCUCGGCGCCCACCGAGAGUGAGAGGGAGGAGGAGGCGGCCGAGAGGGGCUAUGUGGUGUCCAUGCAUGUGAUGGCUAUGUGAUGGCUAUGUGAUGCGAUGAGAUGAGACGAGACCAUCCAGUCAGUUUUGCGUUGCCGAUCCCUCCUUGUGACGCCACUCCUUGGACGAUUUUUGGAUCGUUCGUGCUUUCCUUGUACACAUGAUGUGGUGGGUGGUGGCUUCGCGAUGUCUGAGUGGUGCUUGCUGGACUAGUCGAUGGGAUUUUUCUUUUGUCGACUAGCGAGACAGAUGUGUGUGUGUGUGUGCGUGUGUGUGUGCGUGCGUGUAGACGGACACCCAAGUGAAGCCAACUGUAUAACUGCCUCCACACACUCACUCUAGUCCACUCCGUCGCUCUCUCCCUUGUUCUGCUUGCUUGUGUGCUUGGUAGUGAGUCCGGCCGCCGAAUGAAUGGCCUUCUAUGUGAGCCAGCCGGCAUGCUGCAAGCGACUUUUUGACCUGACUGAAUGACUUGUGUGACGGCCGGCAGCAGCUAGGGCUACUUGACGGAUAGACCAUGAGCCGUACACACACAUCUGUAUGAGAACUGGGCUAACGAAUGCACUGACAUGACUUGACUUCACUGGUGUGGCUUUGUCAGCACCCCGUCCACCCCUCACACACACUCCACUUUGCCCUCCUGCCUGCCUGCCUGCCUGCCUGGCUGUCUGUCGGCUGUCUCCCUGUGUGACGGCCCGGCUGUGUGAGUGUAGUUGCUUAGGCUUGAGCAGUUCUGCUCGCUUGGAUAAGCCAUUCGCGCGCCGAGGCCUCCAGGGAAGACACAGCACGGACAGCCAGCCGCUUUCUCUGUUGAUAUGUGCACUUUGUGCAGUUGCGCCGUGUGGAUAGACUGAGACACAAACGACAUCAUCUCGCUGCUCACUUCACUUGCCUGGCUGCUUUUCACUGGGCUCCUUGGCUUCCUUUUGGCUGGUGUUGCGCGCUCUCAUCAGCUGAGGGCAACCGAUUUUCCUAACCAUGUGUCACACAGUUGAGAAUGAAUGAGACAGAUUUGGUGCCGACAGGCGGCCAAAGAUGCGUUUCAAUGAAUGGGCCAGCGUCUGUGUGUGGUCAUGAUUUCGGCCGAGCAAGCAGAGUCUAUCGUCAAUUGGAGGAAAAGCGCCACAGCGAGCACCUCACACACACACACACACAGAGACAGACAGACAUACAUCGGCAGCUUCUACUCACUAGGCAGACACAGAUGAGGAACCCGAAGAAAAUUCCCCUGACCCC
This is a messenger RNA of Vitrella brassicaformis, 3819 nucleotides long. The record is from the annotation of a GenBank genome assembly. Lineage: Eukaryota; Vitrellaceae.